Molecule: messenger RNA, 2107 nt
Organism: Chelonus insularis
Lineage: Eukaryota; Metazoa; Arthropoda; Insecta; Hymenoptera; Braconidae
Exons: 3
Coding region: 486-1808 (440 amino acids)
Molecular function (GO): protein binding
Source: RefSeq, a predicted model, not a curated record
UUUGAUUGAUAUAAACACAUUGUGUGAUGAUAAAUAAUAAUAAUAUAUUUCUCAAUAAUUAUUAAGAAAAAAAAAUUGUAUACUAAAAAUGCUAACGCCUUUUUUUCCAUGUCUAAUCUAAGGGUUUAUAUGUUUAUUAUCAAAGUGGUUUUAAAUAUUAUAUCAUAACAGCACGAAUGUUGCUGAAAUCGUUGGUUGUAUUGUGACAUAUUGAGUGUCAUCUUUUAUUCCGUUAAAAUAACCACAAUUGACAUUUUAACUUUUACUGAACUUUUAUCUGCACAAAUUAUUAUUUUAUCGAUGCAUGAAAGUAUAUUAAUCAUCAUCAUAACCGUGUUCUUCAUUAGAGCUCGGUAAUACGAAAAAAUUCAAAGAUUAUUCAUUCGAAUACCUUCAUAAAAUAUUUGAGUGAGUCAAGAGGUUUUUGAUUAGCAAGGAUUAUCUAAAAAAGAUAUCAACGAUUGACAAGUCCUUUUUAUUUUUAAAUGAGUGCGCUUAAACGACGCAAAACUACAUCAAUAUGUUGGGAAGUCAAGGAUGGAUUGAGAACGAGAUCGAAGGCUUAUAUUGUAGACAUUCUACCAUCAGAGAUUCAGGAAAUGAUUUUCAAAUUUUUACCGCUUCAAAUGAUUGCCACAAAUAUUCGCCUCGUAUCCAGACAAUGGCUGACGGUAGCAUCAACAGUUUUGAACGGAGCUUUUUACUCGGCCGGUUGUCGUCUGAACACCAUACUAGAUCAAACGAAUUCAAAGAUAGCAGAGCUGGAAAAUAUGACAGAACUUCAAAACAACAUGAGAACAUUAAACAUUCUAGAGCUAAUCCAAGCUCAAUACAAGAUGUUGAGAGCAGUGACCUGGCGUUACACUCAUCCACCACGACCACAAAAAUUUCAAAGACUUUGCUUCUAUGCCGGGAGUCUCCUCGACGAGUUGAACAAUCUCCUGUACCUGGCAUCAACUCAACCUGCAGCUCUUUACAGUCCCGAUGGUCCAAGUGUCAGAGUCGAGAAGUUCUUCGGCCUUUGCAAACAUUUCAUGAAUUAUUUCGAGAGGGUCUCGGAACGGAAAGUAAACAGAUCAGUCCUGGUGUCCGGUUGCAAAGUCGUCGACAUUCUAGACUGUCUUGGAGAGGGUCGUCAGGUUCUAGCGUUUCGUCUGACAACUGGUCGAGGCCACCGAGGAAACGUCUUGUGUAUGCGGAUACGUUAUGUGAUGCAGAGAACUUGGCUCACACGUCUAAAAGUCCCUCGAGUGGCAAACGAAACAUCUUGGAGAGAUAAACAGAGAUUUAUGUAUAUGAGAUUACGAAGAAUUGUGCAGAAUGUCAAUGAUCAUCAUUACGAGGAUCUCCAUUACGAAAGAGGACUAACAGCUCUUCAAAAAACAACAUAUGAUAAUUCAACAUCACUUCCAAUGCCGAAAUUACCCACUCCAUCGUUAUAUUCUGGAUACGGCGAGUAUGGAGAUGAAUUCUUUUACUACGGUAAUAUGAACAAGCGCGCUUAUGCAAAUAAAUUCAACAAAUUUUUUGAUUCCGACGAUUAUCAUGAAAAUUCUUCAACAUCAACAAAAGAAACACCACCAUUUAGUCUUAUUAUUUGCGUUGAAUUACGCUGUUCACCUGAAUUAGCACCAUUGGCUGUUAGACCUAUACUCAAUAGUGACGACCUUGAUAAUCAAACUUUAUCACAUAAUCCAGAAUUUUAUCUUAAAAUGGAAAUUACUUGUCCUGCAUCACUUAAAAAUAAAUUACCUGGACACUUCAUCUGGGAACAACGGACACCUAGACAUUAUCCUAGUACCUUAUGAUCUCUUAUUCUAUAUAUGAACAAUCGAGCAAUGGAUUAAUAUCCAUUGACGUUUGUUAUUGUUGGAUUUAUAUAUUCUUGUAUGUCGUAUAUUCAUUUUUAUCUUAUUUAUUAACAAUUGUGGAGAAAGUUAAAGCUAAGGAAAAGAGAGAAGUGAUGAUAAGAGUACAAUUUUUUCUGAUUUUUGUGAAGAUUCAUAUUUUUUGUGAUCAUCUGUACCCAAUGAUUAUUCGUCAAUAAGACAUAAAGAAAAGAAAAAGUGGAAUUAUAAUAAAAAUUAUUAUACUAUGUCUUAAUUUA